Spodoptera littoralis (African cotton leafworm) is the source of this 1353-nucleotide messenger RNA. The record is from the annotation of a GenBank genome assembly. NCBI's taxonomy places the organism in Eukaryota, Metazoa, Arthropoda, Insecta, Lepidoptera, Noctuidae.
AUGGAGAUCUACUGGGUGCUUCUGGCUGCCGUGUUUAUCGCUGCACAGGCACAGAAUAAUCGCAAUGACGGACCUCGGUUUUUGUCCAGAGGUCACUCGUUUCGGACUGUAGUCGGAGACACUUUACUGCUGCCAUGUCAAGUACAAAACUUGGGUUCUCUAGUCCUCCUAUGGCGAAGAGGGCCAGCAGUGCUGACAGCUGCCAGUCUGAUGGUGACAAGAGAUGAAAGAUUUCGACUGGUGGAUGGGUACAAUCUGCAGAUCACUGAUGUAGGACCACAGGAUGCCGGUGAUUACGUCUGUCAAAUCUCAGAUCGUGUAGCCAGAGACCAGGUGCAUACUGUGGAAGUACUAGUCCCUCCGAGCGUGAGAGCGUCGCCCGAGUCUCGGCACGCGGCCGCCAGGAGAGGUGGCGCUGCUGUGCUCGAGUGUCGCGCGGCUGGCAACCCCGUACCAACUGUCACUUGGCAUAAACUUGUGAUUCCUGUUUUCCAGAAUGACACGAAUACAAGACUAGGAGAGGGUCCACAGCUGCAACUGUCGAGGUUAGAGAGAGGACACAGUGGUCGAUACGCUUGCACUGUCGAUAACGGCGUGGGUGCACCUCUAGUCGCUGAAUUCCAGUUGCAAGUUUUAUAUCCACCAGAAAUAACAGUAGAGAGGUCGUGGGUGCAUACUGGAGAAGGUUUCAGGGCUGAACUGCUGUGCACAGUGCUGGCAGACCCACCAGCAGAGGUGACCUGGUAUCAGAACUCUUUCCCUCUGAGCGCCUCAGAGAGGGUCACAAUGUCCGCCCGAGGAAACAACCACACCCUCCUCAUUGCAAAUGUCCAGCCUGAAGACUUUGGUAACUACAGUUGCGUGGCAGACAACAGCCUGGGCCGCGCGCGCCAGCACGUGGAGGUGUCCGGUCGGCCCGGACCAGCGCGCUUCACUUCCGCACCGCUCGCUCGCGCGCACACGCGGUACUUACUCGCCUUCGCAGUCGACAGCUACCCGCCGCUAGACGAGCUCCGGCUUCUUUACCGACAGUUGGCGAUCAAUGAGUCGUUCCAGCAGCCUGGCAGAUGGCAUGACGUGGUGAUUCCAGCGCCGGAGCCGGCUGGGUCCCUUACGCACCGCGUCACUCACGAGCUCAGGGGACUGCAGCCAGGAGCCGUGUAUGAAGCUAUAGUGCAAGCCAAGAACAGAUAUGGUUGGAAUGAAGUCAGCGACAUCUUCCAGUUCCAUACUCUAGGCGGCACACACACGGCACACGCAGACGAACUAACACCAAUGUUCGCGGCGACGUCCCGACCACAACUGGCAAGUUCUGUACUCCUCGCCUUAAUAUACGCCCUGCGCCUCAUUUGA